Molecule: messenger RNA, 938 nt
Organism: Arabidopsis thaliana (thale cress)
Lineage: Eukaryota; Viridiplantae; Streptophyta; Magnoliopsida; Brassicales; Brassicaceae
Gene: PCR1
Product: PLANT CADMIUM RESISTANCE 1
Exons: 4
Coding region: 198-653 (151 amino acids)
Cellular component (GO): plasma membrane
Source: RefSeq, marked reviewed
AGUAAAUGGUGAUGGCUACUUUCAAGAUAAAACAAAAACUUGAGACUUUUUUUUUAUGAUUUUUAAAAGUCGAGGUUCCGACGAGUUCAAAAAUAAUGGAAUUAAUAUUCUUAUAAAUACAAGCAUCAUUCUUCGUUUAUGUCACAAAACCUUAAACACAUUGCUUUCUAUUUAAAAACCUCUUUAUUUUUCUCUCCAUGGAAGCUCAACUUCAUGCCAAGCCUCAUGCUCAAGGAGAAUGGUCCACAGGCUUCUGUGAUUGCUUCUCUGACUGCCGAAACUGUUGUAUCACAUUAUGUUGUCCAUGUAUCACAUUUGGCCAAGUCGCUGAGAUUGUAGAUCGAGGAUCCAAAUCGUGUUGUGCGGCUGGAGCAUUAUACAUGUUGAUAGACUUAAUAACAAGUUGUGGGCGUAUGUACGCGUGUUUCUAUAGUGGAAAGAUGAGAGCUCAAUACAAUAUUAAAGGAGAUGGUUGUACUGAUUGCCUUAAACAUUUUUGCUGUAACCUCUGUGCUUUGACCCAACAAUACCGUGAACUCAAGCACCGCGGUUUCGAUAUGAGCCUUGGAUGGGCAGGGAACGCAGAGAAACAACAAAAUCAAGGUGGAGUGGCGAUGGGUGCUCCAGCCUUCCAAGGCGGCAUGACCCGCUAAGAUUGAUUUCUCUAUGUGAUCAUCAUUUGUCUUAUGUGUAAUAAAAACGAGGUUUAAUCCUCUGUCGUGUGUGUAUGUGUUGUGUAAUCUUCUGUUUGUUUUUGAAAGUUUGAACAUGAGUAUUUCUUUAAUGUAUAUCCCAAUGUAAUGGAUCACAAUUGUUACGAGUGUUAAAUUACAACGUCGAUAAAGUUACACCAAAACAAUACUUACGUCCUUUUUAUGGAUGUUAGGUUAUUUGGUCGUUCUAUUCGUCAUUCAACGAACAUUAAUCGGAAGACUAGU